Messenger RNA from Tupaia belangeri chinensis (Chinese tree shrew), 984 nucleotides. It is a transcript of the gene NPSR1, whose product is annotated as neuropeptide S receptor 1. Gene Ontology annotation, biological process: neuropeptide signaling pathway; positive regulation of release of sequestered calcium ion into cytosol. Gene Ontology annotation, cellular component: plasma membrane; cytoplasm. The record is from RefSeq and is a predicted model, not a curated record. Lineage: Eukaryota; Metazoa; Chordata; Mammalia; Scandentia; Tupaiidae. Gene Ontology annotation, molecular function: neuropeptide receptor activity.
AUGGCCGUCAUCAUCAGUCACUACACUGAGCAGUGGAUAACCUUGUGUGUCCUCUUCGUCUUCACCACCGUCGGGAACACCACGGUGCUGUUCUCCAUGGGGAGGCAGAAGAGGACGUCCAGAGUGACCUUCUCCGUGACCCAGCUGGUCAUCACAGAGAAGCAAGCCAAGGUCCUCGUGCUGGUGGCCUGGAGCCUCUCCUUCCCGUUCUCCAUCCCCACCCUGAUCACCUUCGGGAAGAGGACGCUUUCCAGUGGGGAAGUGCAGUGCUGGUGCUGGGCCCUGUGGCCUGAUGACCCCUACUGGACGCGCAUGAGCAUCGUGGUCUUCAUGGUGUGCUUCAUCCCACCGGCCAUCAUCAGACAGGCCCAGCUGCUGGGGAGGGGCAGCUCAGUGGGCCCCAAAAGUCAGACACCUGGAGGAAGUGGGGCCAAGCCCACCGGGGGAGGAAAGGCUGUGUGUGCAGCGAAGCAGCUGAGCUGGGGCACAGGCCAGCUGCAGGGCCCCGGGAGCCCAGAGCUCGAGAGCAAAGCCGGCUCCUCUCCGACAUUCUGGCAGAAGGACUUCGAGAGCAGUCGCCCGCCGGAGCAGCGGUGCAGCCUAACCCACACAGGGGCAGAGCCUGGCUGUGGGAAAGUGUGCACCAGCUAGAGCCGAGGGCUCCUCCCGAAGGCCAAGGUCAAGGCUGUCAAGUACAGCAUCGCCAUCGUUCUCGCCUCCACCUGCUGCUGGAGCCCGUCCUUCCUUGACAUCUUGGACAACUUCAACCUCCUUCCGGACACCGAGGAGCGUGUCUACGCCUCCAUGAUCACGCAGAACCUGCCGGCACUGAACAGCAAGCACCCACUCAUCCACUGCGUCCUCAGCAGCUCCGUCUGCCACCCCCGCAGGGAGGGCCGAAGACCACGGGGUUCCAGAAUGGCAUGCUGGGAGAGAACUGAGAGGCUGGAGAUGCAGAUUCUGUGCAAGCCAGAGUCCAUCUAG